Messenger RNA from Betta splendens (Siamese fighting fish), 2624 nucleotides. RefSeq names its product zinc finger protein 385C-like. The record is from RefSeq and is a predicted model, not a curated record. The transcript is spliced from 9 exons. The coding region runs from base 92 to 1759 and encodes 555 amino acids. Gene Ontology annotation, cellular component: nucleus. Lineage: Eukaryota; Metazoa; Chordata; Actinopteri; Anabantiformes; Osphronemidae. Gene Ontology annotation, molecular function: zinc ion binding; nucleic acid binding.
CGCACGCAUUACCCGCGUGGUUUAUCUUGGCUGGCUCGCGGGACUGGAACUCCUGCAGCCGAGCUCGCGCUCUAAUCGGCGACAGCUGGAGAUGGACAGCAGCAGCGAAGGAGCCGCGAAACCGUCCGACGCAGAUAUGAAUCAUAGCGAGAGCCCCGGCUGUCUGGGCGGCACCUCCCCUCCGAAGGGUCAGGAUGAGGAGGAGGAGGACGAAGAGGAGCGCAGGGUGGACGCGGGGCACAGGACCAAACGAGAGCGGCGGCAGGUCAGCGGCAGCGGCGGCGCCACCGUGUGCCAGGUGUGCAACAUACAGCUCAACUCCAGCGCCCAGGCCCAGAUCCACUACAAGGGGAAGACGCAUCAGAGGAGGCUGCGGCGGCUGGCGAAGGCCGUGAGCGCAGGGGCAUUGUCACAGAGCCAGGUCCACCCGCUCCUGGGUUCCCUGCCUCUGCCGGCCCGAGCCUUCCAGCCGCAGGCUCACACCCAGCUCGAGCACUUCCUGCCUCUCAGGCUCAACGGCUCCUCGCCACUCAGCCUGUUCCCCAAUUUCAACACGAUGGACCCGGUGCAGAAGGCCGUGAUCAACCACACCUUUGGCAUGGCUCCACCCAAGAAGAAAGCCAUCAUCUCCUGUAACAUCUGUCACCUGCGCUUCAACUCCACCACCCAGGCUGAAGCCCAUUACAAAGGUCACAAGCAUGCUCGCAAGCUGAAAGCCUUGGAGACACAGAGGAACCGGCACAAGAGCGGGCACGGCCCGUCCACGUCAGGGAAGGAGCGCGGCAGAGAGCGAGGCAUCGGCGGAGAGGAAACCGUGCCAACAGACUCCCAGUUGAAGGAGAAGAAAGGACCAAGCACCUCUUCCCGACCCGAGCAGCGUCCGCUAGAAAAUGGCCAGGGGACCUCUCCGGCGCCCCCUCCCGCCUCGCAAGCCACAUCCACAGAGUCUUACCCCUCGCUGCGCUCCUCCCAGCCCCCCCCACAGAUCGGCCCAGGCUCUCAGCCCUGCCAUCAACCCUCAGACAGCCCAUCUGUGGAAGGGUGCAGCUCGGCCCCACAGCCCGACCCUCAGGGAGGCUCCACGGGAGGUGAGGAGGAGGAGGGGAUAGUGGAAGAUGUUAAGGAGGCCAAAAACAAUCACAAACAGCCCCUCCACUGUCCCACGUGCAAAGUCACAGUCAAUUCUAGCUCCCAGUUGGACGCUCACUGUAGCGGCUCCAAGCACAAACAGAUGCUGGACGGUCACAGCAGCAGCAGCAGCAGCAGCCAGCCGCAGCGCCGGGUCAGGGCGACGGCGCCGCCGAGGGCCCCCUGUCGCCUGAAGCAGCGCAAGGGCAGCAAAACGCGAGCGGCGGCGGGCGCGUCCAACCAGCCCUUCCACUGUGAGCUGUGCCAGGUGUCCGUCAACUCCGAGACCCAGCUGAAGCAGCACAUGAACAGCAGGAGACACAAAGAGCGUUUGGCUGGGAAGCCUGUCAAGGCGAAGUUCACCCCCUAUAAUAAACUGCAGCCCAGUGCUGUGUUAGCGACGAAACUGGCCCUUCAGAAGCAGCUUUCCAAAGCCCUGCCGGCAGGGUUCCUCAGCGGCCCCAUCAAUCCAGCUGCUUUGUGCACUAUGGCAUCUGGACCGCUGGCACUACAGCUGCCACAUGGGCCCGCGGCCAUCAUCCAGGGUCCCCUGAUCAGCCCCACACUCUUCAGGCCUGCUCCCGGACCCCUGCGAGCUACACAUGCACCCAUCAUCUUCUCUCCAUACUAACAGAGAAUGACACCCGACUGCAGGAUUAAUAGUGGAACGGACGCAUCCCAGCCAAAGCUGGUCAAACAGGGGACCCUCUGAGCGGCUGCAGGACACUGCAGUGUACCUGCAAUGCAAGAUAGGCAUGUAUAACAGUAUGCACAAUCCUUUGGAGUGGAUUAAAAUAAGAACCACCUCUCAGCUGUAUUGUUCCCAGGGGUCUGGACCCCUCCGGAAGCCAUAAUGUCAAGCAACUUUUAGUUUUAUAUAUAACAGCUGUAGUAGUAGGGUGUAAUCAUGUUACUAAGUGUUUGUUGCCAAAUUCUCUAUUCUCAAUUCUCUAUUUCUGCUUUAGUUUUUAUAAGCAAAGUUAGAGAAAACCCUGAGUGUUAAUCUAAGAUAAAACUAGCUGCUUUCAUUUACACACCCGAUUCAUGAGGCCAUACUUUGAAAUAAAUGUACGUCUGAUUAACAUAUACAAGCAUUUUCUUUGGAGGUAACAAUCAACCACCCGUAUAUCGAGCCAAGGACACUAUGGAGAUGCUUAUAAUAAGCUGAUUUAAUUUAAACAUAGGACAUUUUAAACUUGCUUUACUUUGACACAAGCCAUUAUUAAAGGUUCUUCAGGUGAUUAAAAGUUAGAUUAAAAUAAGUAAGCUAAGAUUCUGAAGCAGCUUGACGCUGUUUGUGCAAUAUGGGGAGCAGGCUGAUGUGUGUUGUGAGCUAAAAUAUUUGUGUCUUUGACAUCUUUAAUCAAUCUGUUAUUUUUUAUAGAUUUGUAUUUAACACUAUGUGCUUUCAUUUAAGACAAAGAUAUUUCUCCCAUCAAUAGUGCUGAACCAUCCUAAGCAAUAUGUAUUAUUAAAGUGUCAUCUGGUAAAAUCAA